Messenger RNA from Camellia sinensis, 524 nucleotides. RefSeq lists its product as uncharacterized. NCBI's taxonomy places the organism in Eukaryota, Viridiplantae, Streptophyta, Magnoliopsida, Ericales, Theaceae. Gene Ontology annotation, molecular function: RNA binding. The record is from RefSeq and is a predicted model, not a curated record. Gene Ontology annotation, biological process: mRNA splicing, via spliceosome. Gene Ontology annotation, cellular component: spliceosomal complex.
AGGUCUCUGUUUCUUUCUGGUUCUGUUGCUUUUUUGCUUUGCAAGGUUUUGCCAAGGAGACGAUCUCGACCGACGCAGAUAGCAUAGCAGCCAUGGCGACCACCAAAGUCCAGAGGAUCAUGACCCAGCCCAUCAAUCUCAUUUUCAGGUUUCUUCAAAGUAAAGCUCGCAUCCAGAUAUGGCUUUUCGAGCAAAAGGACUCGAGGAUUGAAGGCCGCAUUAUUGGGUUUGAUGAGUAUAUGAAUUUGGUUUUGGAUGAUGCUGAGGAAGUCAAUGUAAAGAAGAAGACUAGAAAGGCUUUGGGGAGGAUCCUUCUCAAAGGGGACAACAUCACACUAAUGAUGAACACGGGAAAAUGAUGACUGGCUUUUAAUGGUGCAUGGAGUCGGCAUAGUUAUAAAGAUGUUAUUGAGAUUUCAGUGAACAUUUCUUCUGAUAAUUCUGUACCUUAAGGUCAUGUUUGAUUCACAAAAUUAAUAGUGAAAUAUUAAUAAUCCUAUUAAAUUAGUGUGGUAUUCACUAUC